CAGGUCACCACCGCACUCGGCCACCAUCAGGUCGACCCAUGAACAGCACGAGUCUGAGUGACCUAGAAGAUGCUCCUGGCUCCUCUUCAAGUGUCGAUAGGUUUCUCCUGGAGCACGGCAUCCGGUUGAGUUCGAAUUCCGUUGGAGAUGACAAGGACUCGUCCUUUUCCAUUCCACAGACGACCGAACAUGACGCACCGUUGACCCUCGACGAUUUCUCACCGGCACUACCGUCUCAUCUCAACUCAUUCUCAACACACGACGACGAAACGAGUCAGAUCCAUCAAGAUGCGGCUUAUCUCAGGAGUCUUCCACGUGAACCAGUGCAGAGCAGUCCACGAGCACCAUCGAAUGCGACGCCGCACGGCCAUGCACGCGAAGAAAGCUCGAUGGGAAUGGCUGGAAGCACGACGUCGACGCCUUCAGGUCGAAGGCACGAAUCCUCACGAACGAAUUCCCACAUGUCUGAGCCACGAUUCGGCCAGUCGUCCGUAGCACCUCCCAGCAUGGAUCAAGACACACCCGACAACGAGUGGAGACCGCUGAACACGUUAUUGGCUCAGCACGGGUUCUCUCCCAUCGAGUUAAUACCAACGAGUACUGGAGUCAUUCCAAAGAUGGAUGCUUUAUUCGCGGUAGUUCACGAUUUGAUAGUCCAACUCGAGCGCCGUGGGCAGAUCAUUCAGGACCUCGUUUUGGACUCGGACUUACACGCAAAGAAGCACGCGAAGGCCGAAACGCACUUGGCCUCGCACGAAAUGAAGAUCACAGACGUCACCGAAGCCCUCGAGCGGUCGCAGGGAGAAGUGCAAUCGCUUAAGGUACAUGGCGUCCCUGGUGGCCUCGAACGCAAUCGUUGGUGUACCCACGUAGACGGAACUUAUGCGAGCCACGGCAAAGCUCGAGUCGGAGCAAAAGGCAUUCAAACUCCAGAAAAGCAAGCUAGAACAGCAACUCAAGAUCAGCGAGCACCGCGUCAAGGCUAAGGAAGGGCUCCUUGAGCGGCUACAACACAAGUUUCAGCAAGUGAUGGACAAGGAAGAUGUGUCCAAGACGCGGACGCGUGAAGUGUUUCGCACGAUUCAGCAGCGCGAUCCGCGCAAGUCAAGCGCGGCGGACCUCAAGUCGCUCGAGUUGAUUGCCAUGUACGAAACUGAGCGCGAGAAGAUGACUGCCGAGAUCGCACAAUUGCGCAGCCAAGUCCAAGAGCUGUGCUGCGAUGUACGGGACAAGGAGAACGUGCUGCUGCGUCAGACGGGUGCGAAUGGCUUUACCCAACGCGACGCAUUUGUCGAAAAACUCGAGCAAGCGCGCCUCGAACAAGAGCAGUCGUCGCGCCAACUGCGUCACAAAGAAGCGAUCAUUCAAGAAAAGGUAAACAAAAUCGAGAUCGAACUGCGCCACUCCAAGGACAUCAUUGCCGACCUCCGCGACGAAAAUGCGAAUUUGAUCCUCGAAGUCCAAUCGCGCCCGACGAUACGUGACUACAAGGCCAUCCAGCGCCGCGUCGUGCUGCUGGAGCGACAACUGAGCGACCAAAAAGCCGCCGUGCAGGACGCGCACACACUGGAAGACUUGAGAAAAUACAUGGGGACCGCGGAAUUGAUCCAUAGAGAUAAGGUCAACGCGAAGCUCCAUCUAAAUCGACUCACGACGCUGCCCAAGGAAGCGUGCUUGGACGUGAUUCAAGACAUUUGCCGUCAGCUAGACCUCACCGACGUGACGCUGAUCGGGCCAAGUGUCGCCAAGUUGAUCUCGGUCGUCCAAGCCGUCCCCAGGAUGGAGAAGUUUAUUCACGGCGUGUGUGGGUGCAUUUCCCAAAACGGAAUCGUUCCCCUCGAAAUAGUAACCUCGACCUUGACCAAGUGGAAAAACGACUUGACCCACCUCGCGCAAUUGCAGUCGUUCACAGACAAGCUUCAUGCGAUUCUGUCGAGGCGAAGCCAUGACAACGUCCAGGACAUCCAGGGUCCCAUCUCCCACAACAGAGCGCUGCAUGUGGUCGAAGAGCUCGUGGCGUUUGAGACGCACUUUUCGCACGAGCGAGAAAUGUACAGCUUGGCGAUAACCAACGUCGACGUACACGAGCAUGGCGAGCGGAUCGUACGUUCUCAAGACGGUGUUGUUUUAGAAGCAGCCCGAUGUGCUCAUCCACAAGAUGAUUCAGCACUUUCGGCACUUGUUUGGCGUCAAGUCGAUGGAAGGCGUGUUUCCAAAGAUCAACGAAGUGUUUUUGUUUGUGAACGAGAUGAACAACGCGCUCGCGUCCAUCAAGGAAUCGCUCGGGCUUGCGAGAACUGUGUCUGUGGCACACGCGUUGAACGAGCUGCGAACGGCGCUGCAGAAAAUGACCGAUCCCAAACGGCCUCCACUCGCCCCUGAUACGCACGAGAGCUACGUCGUCACGGGCAAAUCGGACGUCGUCGGCGUCGCGGCAGUGCGCCAGCAGCAUGUCACGCUGACCAAGUUGAAACAAGUCUUGGGCGCUCAGACCAUCGACGAGCUCGUGCCCCGCGCCACCAGGUUGAUGGAACUGCUCAGUGUGUCGGGGCAGUGAUAACAAAGAAAAUGGCGAGUGGCCGACUGUUGUGUGCCUAGCAUUACACGGGAAUUGUCGUACUAUACAAUCGACUCGGCCUUUUCGUCGGGUGCAUCUCCAAACAGCUUGUGCCAAAAGUCGACAAAGAGCGACAGCGGUCUAAACGCGUCCAUGAGUUGGAUGGCACGACGGGUGCGCCGCCACAGUACCUGGCGAAGAGAUCGAACCACUUGUUAGGGGGGGCGCCGCCGUUGACGUAGAGGAUGUAUAAAUAUGCAUGGUGGUUCUUGCCAUCGAUGAAAUAAUACUCUACGAUUGCGA
This is a messenger RNA of Aphanomyces invadans, 2860 nucleotides long. RefSeq lists its product as hypothetical. The transcript is spliced from 8 exons. Gene Ontology annotation, biological process: cilium assembly; regulation of microtubule cytoskeleton organization. Gene Ontology annotation, molecular function: gamma-tubulin binding. The coding region runs from base 883 to 2382 and encodes 499 amino acids. Lineage: Eukaryota; Oomycota; Saprolegniomycetes; Saprolegniales; Verrucalvaceae. The record is from RefSeq and is a predicted model, not a curated record. Gene Ontology annotation, cellular component: centrosome.